Messenger RNA from Camellia sinensis, 467 nucleotides. Lineage: Eukaryota; Viridiplantae; Streptophyta; Magnoliopsida; Ericales; Theaceae. The record is from RefSeq and is a predicted model, not a curated record.
AUGUAUCUUUGCUUCUCCAUUAGUGGUCUUUGUGGUGAAGGUGACCAAUUCAUGGGAUUGAUUACCCUCUAUUUUAUUGAUUGGUUUGGUGGGUCGAUGGCUGCGAGUGCAAACCCUUCUGGGAAUAAUAGUAAUAAUAAUAAUGAUCAAGAAGGUUCUUCAGCCAAUGCAAAUGGCGCCACCAAUAACGGCAGUUCGGUUCCCCAUGACAACUCGCCGGUGGGUCCCACCCAGGCGGCGCUCCGCCACAACCCUGGUCUCUCCGUCGAAUGGACCCCGGACGAGCAGUACCUCUUGGAGGAUUUGCUCAACAAAUAUUCCUCAGAACGCAACAUUGUGCGGUAUGCAAAAAUUGCAAUGCAGUUAAAAGAUAAGACAGUUCGGGACGUGGCAUUGCGCUGUAGAUGGAUGAACGUAAUUCUUCAAUCCUUAUUGGUUUAAAGCUUCAGCCCUCUCUCUCUUUUUGC